AAAAACUUUGCGGAAAGUGGGUUUGUGGAAUUGUGUGCGAGCAUCUGUUUACUUUUGCUGCUAAAAAACAAAAAAACCCAGCAACAACCACCAGAAACCUUAGCGCCAAGCAACUUAUUAUAGGUUGCCUGAACUCCAAAUAUCUCCUGCUUGAAGGAAACUGAGUAAUGAAGGCUGAAUGCAAUUUCCUGUGGAAGAGGCUGGAGGCAGAGCUUACGGGGCGAGGGGGAGAGGCAGAAACUUGUCCAUUUGCAACCAAACAGUGCAAUAAAGGACAAGCUGCGGAGAUAAAGGAGUGAAGCAAAGCGCCCCCCCCCCAAUUUCUCAUGAAGUGUGUGAAAGACUCUUAAUAACGGGGCAGAGAGCCAAAAGUUGUGCUUUGACUCUGAGCCCAAUUUAAAAGGGGCUGAGUUGCUGGCAGCGAGAGAGAAACUUGUAUGGAGAAGACAGUAAGAUGACCCUCGGCUUGUGGGAGCGCCGUUAAACGAUUCACCCAAAGGCUCAGUCCGAUGUCCCAGGUGAGAAGCGAGCCGUCCCGCCGCUCUGACUCACUCCAUGGAGACCCCCAGGUGGAUCCGGCGCCCUUCCCAUCCCCCAGCGCAGGCCAAGAUACAAACACGUGCCCUUCCUCCAUGCCGAAUUCAGCGGUAGCACCAACUACUCCAAACUUGCCAACCUCAGCUCCUCAUUCUCAUAAUCAGACCACAGAUGUGAAGGAAGAAAACCCAUCACAAGAACACUCAGCAUCUUGCAGGUCCCUGGUGAAUGGAACAGCGCCCUCCAAGAGGAAGUCUGAGGACGACUCUGCAGUAGCGAGAGAAGCUAUAACACGUCAGCCCCAAAGCCGAGUAACUGUCCGGACCCCUCCAACCUCGACUUUGAUUCCCCUGCUGCAGAAUGGUGCUGGGCAUGUGUCAGACCUCAGUGCUUCUAACGGCGAAGCUGGGAAUGGUGCCUUGUGCUCUGAACGCAGCUCACUGUCGGGCUCCCAGAAGCCUCAUCGGAAGCUACAGUCUCAUCACUCCAUCAACAGCCAGAUCAGUAAAAAGAGCAAAGGCAGCUCCAAAUCUGCAUCAUCUCAGAUACCUACUGAGGCACAGGAAGAUUGCUGUGUCCACUGCAUCCUCUCCUGCCUCUUCUGUGAGUUCCUGACCCUCUGCAACAUCAUGCUGGACUGUGCCACUUGUGGCUCCUGCAGCUCCGAGGAUUCUUGCAUCUGCUGCUGCUGCUGCGGCUCUGGGGAAUGCGCCGAUUGCGACCUGCCAUGUGACAUGGACUGCGGCAUUAUCGAUGCAUGCUGUGAGUCGGCUGACUGCCUUGAGAUCUGCAUGGAGUGCUGUGGCCUGUGCUUCUCCUCCUGAGACAUGCAGCCAGAUCUCAUGCCCUGAAUAUAAACUGAAUGUGCGGGAAACCUUGGCAAUGAGGUCUCUCCACUGUUCUCCCCCACUAUCCAAUAAUCUGAAUCCAAAGAAGCUAAGUUUGAAACAGCAGAUGAGCCCUGCAGAGGGGACCAAAAUUCUGGGCUGCAGAACUGCUUGGGAACAAGAUGUGCAGGAUUCUUGAAGGACAAGUGGUGGGCGUGCUUGCUUUAUCUCUCCCCUCCCACCAGAUUCCUCCCAAUGGCAGCUGGGGGAGAGGAGUGUUCCUGCUGCCUGAGCCAAGAGCAGACAAAGAUUAGCUGCACAUCCAGCUAUGUUGCUUGGCAGGGAUCUGGAGCAGUCACACGGAGCCCAGAGAUGGGCAUGAUGUGCUGCCUGGGUCUAGCGUGCCCGUAAGCUGUGCCACCUACUGGCCGUCGGGUCCGGCUGCUGUUCGACUCCUGGGUAUUUCUCCCCUUAGUUCUGGUGCUUUUCGUUUGGCAAAAGUGCCUUAAGUGUACUGAUGUCAACUAGCUGGCAGCCUUGCUCUCUCCUGGCCAGCCACUGAGCAUCUCUGGCGCCCAAGAGGAUGGCAGCUAGCCUAGUGUGCCAAGAUGGAAUGUUUUCAUGCAGCUGCUUUGGGCUGAUCCCUGGCCCUGUAGCAGAAUUCUUCCAGUGGCAGAAAGAAAGGAAGCCAAAGCCUCAGAGCAGCCCCUAAUCCCAUGAGAAAGUGACUUGUGAGCAGCCCCUCCACAAUUGUCAGCAGCCAGGAGCUGACCUGUUCUGUGAACUUUUAAGAGGACUCGUAUCUCACCCCUAACUCCCCUACCCAAAUCCUUUAGUCAACCUUUUGCAGUGGACAUAUCGGUGCUGAGAUUAGACAGUCCCAUCCAGUCAUCUCCAUACACAUUCAAGGAUCUCGAUGACAUAUCUGGUGUUUGAAUGCAAUACUUUUAAAGGAGCUUUUUCCUGAGGAUGAGGAUGUACUUCGUAGGUGUGGAAGGGGAUAGCAGGAGCCUCAUUUCUGUGCCUUUUCCCCACAGCAGGCAAACACUAGGCCUAAUGCAAAUGCAGCAAUCCAUUUGAUACUGGACACUGACAUGACAGCCUUCCAAGAGAGCCAUCCAAAAUGAUAGCCUGUUUUGGGACCAUAAAGGGGAACAACAGAUACCGCUCCAAAUGUAGACAUUCUUGCCGUGGGAGUCCUCAAAUCCCUUUCAGUGAUGGGUUUAUAUUUUGUCUUUCCAUUGUUAUUUGUUACUGUAAAUAAAAUGUUAAAAAAUCA
Messenger RNA from Podarcis raffonei (Aeolian wall lizard), 2643 nucleotides. RefSeq names its product MyoD family inhibitor (gene MDFI). The record is from RefSeq and is a predicted model, not a curated record. The coding region runs from base 510 to 1361 and encodes 283 amino acids. NCBI's taxonomy places the organism in Eukaryota, Metazoa, Chordata, Lepidosauria, Squamata, Lacertidae. The transcript is spliced from 5 exons.